CGUUCCGCAGGACGAGAACGACACCGAGACGAUCGACCCUCUCCGUUACGGCGACCGCAGCCGUCCUUCGAUAUCCGUGCGGUGCAUGUGGGACAACAGCGUGUUCCAUCGCAGUCCUUCGGGCGGCUACGACUGGAAUCUGGCGCCGCUCUACAUACUGUGGUGCAGCGGCGCGCAGCCGGCGUCGCCUCUGCUCAGCGCCCUAUUGACGGAUAACAAUUCGUUAUCGAAAGUAGUAUUACAACAAAUAAUGACAUCGAUCCGAUGCAACGACCUGACCGAACCCUUGAAAAGACUGGCCGAGGAGAGGCACAAGCUGCAAUCGAAGGGCGUCGAGAGGACCCACUCGAUCUACAGAGACAUUUUAUUCUUGGCUUUAAUCGUAGCAGGACAAUCCAGUAUAGACUUUGGAGCAUUUCACAGGGAAUAUGCGAACGCAUACGACAGACUGGUCGAUAAAGAGUGCAAGGGCCUGUUUAAAAACUACGACGCGCCCAUCAGCCAGACGGUGAUAUGCUGCAGGCACUAUUUUAAGCAAUUACUAUUGGACGAGGAGAUAUAGAGGAGAGGAGAUUUUUAAUUGUACAACAGAUUGUGUAUAUAUAUUGCAAAUGAAAUUGAAUAUACGAUGGUUAC
Messenger RNA from Ctenocephalides felis (cat flea), 636 nucleotides. Its product is annotated as C-myc promoter-binding protein-like. The record is from RefSeq and is a predicted model, not a curated record. Bases 86 to 562 code for a protein of 158 amino acids. The transcript is spliced from 2 exons. NCBI's taxonomy places the organism in Eukaryota, Metazoa, Arthropoda, Insecta, Siphonaptera, Pulicidae.